AGAGGAGGGGAUAGCCGCGGAGGUUCUUGCAAGGCUCUCCUUGGUAGAGAAGAGCCUGGCGGAGGCAGGAUAUUCACUGCGAUCCCUGGCGCCUGCGCCGCCGCUGCUGCUGCCACCGCCGCCGCUGUCGCCACCACAACGACCGCGGCAGAGCGGCCCGCAUUGGCGGCAGCAGCAUCUGGAGCAGGAGGAGCAGGAGGCGGGAAUCGGGGCAGUGAGGGCAGGAGCUGCAGUCAUACGGCGAGGGCACGUGGUAGUGGACGAUGAUGCGUUUGACUUUGACAGUGAGGACGAUCUGAUAAGCAACAAGGUGCUGGAGGAGUGGCUGAACGUACCGGCGGAGGGGCUCGGGUACGAGGAGGGGAUGCCGCAGCACCAACGGCUGCACUAUACCUUCACCACUGGCACUGCCACUGCCCUCUCCAGUCCUACUACCUCUUCUGUUGAGGGUGGUGGUGAGGAAGAGGAGGGUGAGCCGGGGGCGGAUGAUGAUGAGGAGGAGGAGGAGGGUGAGGUACGGCGGGAGGCCCAUCAGCCGUGGUGCACCAGGUAUCACCCUGCCGGCAGGGGCCUGCAUGCGGGUGGCGAUGACAGCUCGUCAGAGGGGGACAGCUCGUCAGGGAGGGGGCCGUCUGGGUACCUGGAGGAGCAAGAGCAGGAGGAGGAGGAUGAGCCCAGGAGCACCCUGGAGGGUUUCCGCGGCCGCUUCGGCGCAGGCGUGCUGAGGGUCAUGCACAUGCUGCUUCGUGGGAAGGCCAUGCUGGAGGCCACGGUACGGCACAGGCCGAUGCAGCAGCAGCAACAGCCGCAUCAACCGCAGCCGUUGGUGAUGGAUUUGGAGAACGCGGGCCAAGCUGCCAUGGCGAUGCUGCUGCUGUACGAGUGCUCCGCGAGGACCCGACAGGAACUGAUGUUCCAACCGGCAACCAAUACACCGUUACCCACGUCACAACCGACCCCACCGACCCACGGGGAGCCCCCGGGUCCCCUGCGUCUGGAGGUGCGGCCCGGGUGGUUGCCGCGGCACCAGGUGCAGGGCUCGCUGGGGCCCGGAGGCGCGGAGGGCGGUACGGCAGCACGUGAGGGCACGCAGCUGUACGACCACCGCAAGAUCAAGAGCGUCACCGUGACAGGCAGCAGCAAGUGUGCUCCGCAGCUCAAGGUUGUACGGCGGUCGUUGCUGUCGGAGCAGCUGGGCGCGUGCUGGGUGAAGGGGCAGGGUGUGAUGGGGGUGCUGCGGGCGCUGCAGCUGGUCGCGCAGGUACGGCAGGAGAUGCUUGCCCAGGGGCGAGAUCUGGUGGCUGGCGUGGCAUACCUACCAGCUGAGCUCCUCGACUCGCUCGAGGAGGAGCAAUGUGCGGAGCAGAGACGCGCGCAGCGGGAACGUGGUCGAGCUCCUGCUGGUUCCAAAUCCAGGCCGGAAUCCAGAUCUAGUUCCUGCUCUUCGCUAACCGUUUCGUCGGGCCCGCGAUACCGCCAUUACAAGCGGGUUCGGGAUGCCGCGCGGGAUGUAAUGGAGUGCGCGGAGCGGCUCAAAGUGGAUGUGGAUGUGCAGCUGGUGUGGCAGCAGCGGCAGCAGCAGCGGCGCCAGCGUGCAUCCCAUAACCGCCAGCACCGGCACUGGUGGCAGCGGCCGCACCUCAGUACCAGCAGCAGCGGCAGUCCUACCCAGCAGGGGGAGCAGGAGGAGCAGUGGGGUGAAGCGGGCAAGCCCCUGGACGCCUCCGGUGGUGGGGGUGUUGAUGAGGGCGAUGAUGAUGAUGAUGAUGACGAGGAGGAGGAGGAGGAUGCCAGGUUGGCGG
Messenger RNA from Astrephomene gubernaculifera, 1802 nucleotides. NCBI's taxonomy places the organism in Eukaryota, Viridiplantae, Chlorophyta, Chlorophyceae, Chlamydomonadales, Astrephomenaceae. The record is from the annotation of a GenBank genome assembly.